AAAACCGUAGACCGGCGUCAACACCGGGAAAAUGCCGAACUGAAUUCCCUCAUUUUCCCCUCUUCAAAGGCUCUUAAAACAGCGCGAGACCUCUGCUGUACGUGUUGUUUUGUUUCGGAGCUUGUAUAAAGACUAAAAUGCUUCAGCUUGGAAACUUGUUUACCCACUUUCAUCUCAGCUCCAAAGCCUCAGAAAGUGCCCAAGGCCAGAACCAACCAUUCACACAUACGCUACCUGAAUUUUUACAACAUGUUAGGAAACUCACCGGGCUAAGAAAGGAAGAUGUUUACUGCAAUCUGCGUAUCCCCAACCAGUUUCAGACUACCAAAGAUGACAUCAACAUUGUUAUCCUCACAGGCCAUGGGAUCUUCUGCAUUGAUGUAAAACCCUGGAGAGGCACAGUGUCCACUCACAACCAAAACUGGCAUGUGCAAGUGAGAGAAGAGGACCAAAACUUUACCAAUACCUGCAUUGAGCAGAUUGAAGAUCCCCUUAAAGCUAUCAUGACCAAGACUGCUAACUUAUGUGGCCAUUUGAAGAGGAGUGGAGUGUCUGUGCGCCAAAACCUUUUCUUCCCCAGGGUCAUCUUCCUCUCCCCCAACUGCGAGCUGGAGGAGGAGCUGAGGAAGAAGAGGGAGCUGGUCUCCCACAGCCAGAUAGAUGACUUCCUCAGAUCUUUCACGGAGGGCUACAUGGCCUGGAUAUCAGAUGCACUGACGCCCUCCUGGCUCUCUGGUCAUCUGUCGUACAGGCAGAUGGAGUCAGUGCGGGAGGUCCUGAGGAGGGUGGGAACAUGGGAUCUGGUGCGGCUGCACUGUGGCGAGCAGCUGAAAGGAGACUACCAGGGCUGCCAGUACAUCGCUCUGAACCGACAGGAGACGGACACGCUUGAGUUUUCCAGAGUCAGGACCCUGUCAGCUGAUUCACUGUGGGCCCUGCUGGGACAUGUUCCUCAGGUAACAGUUAAAAUGUAUAAGCGUGGAUCUCACGGCUGGCUGGGUAAGUCCCUGAGCGCCACUACCACCAUCCCAUCCAACACCUUUGUGAUCUUCAGAAUCAGUGGGGAGGAAGCAGAUGCCAAAAUCCCAGCAAACACCAUUCACAGCAUCACACUCAGCAUAUGACUGUGUUCAUCAUCAAUAAAGAGGAUAGCCAUCACAGCAAAUGUGCAGAUGAAAAAACCAAACUCUUUAUUAACUCAAACCCAAUCACAUUUUUACUGAGUGCCUUUUACUAUGCAGUGUUUGUAUUUUGUCAUAUUGAACUAAGAAAAAUUUCUGAAUGUCUUUAUGUGAACAUUUAUUGAAAAAAAGAAAAAGCCCCAUUCGCCAGUUUUCCCUAUCCUCUGAUCCCUGGUGGCAAUAUUAUGUUAAUGAAGAUGGUUUCCGACAAUUAGCCUGAUUAACUUUCUCUUGUUUUGAAUUUCUAGGGCUAGCCCACACUUUACACUAGCCAUUAAUUAAUCAUUAUGUUAGCUGAUUGUGUCACAUCAGUUCAGGAUUGAAGUGUUUAAUGUGUUAAUUGUGGCAGUUAAAAACUGGUGGCCUCUGGUACGAUGAGGGCCGAGCAUGUUACUGCGUCUGUGGGUUUAAUGGGAAGUGAUUUACGGUCUGUUUAGACGGUGUAACUGUAAGGUGCUUUAUUAAUAUGCUCUACUGCACAGAGGAGACGAUAACGUAUUCAAGAGCGCACAGGCGCAGCCACCAGCACCAUUCAUAACUGUGUCUGAGUCACUUUCCAUCAGUUACCCUGGCUUACACAGCUGCGCUAACAGCUAGCAAUUGUAUUUACUGGGCCUGGUAGUGGCCAAAAUGAAGUUAUUUCCAUCAAGAUAUCAGUGCCUUUAGCUAAUGCAAUAGAGGGAGCUCUCUGUGUUGAUGGUAUCUCUUUGCAUGGCAUCUCUCUACCUGAAACAUCAUUACACUGUACUCAAGCUCCUCACUUUUUCAAAUGUCUGUUUACUGUUUUACCUGAGGGACAGAUCAUUGGUAGUUGUACAAACAGCGUUGUGUUGUUUGCACUGGCAGGUGCACAUUUUUUAGACUCUGGUUGUCAGUCAACAUUGCUUGAAUUUGUAAGCAUUUUGAUUAAUUCAUUGUCAUUGUAUAUUUAAACUUCAAUACUAAAGAGUUCCUCAGGAACAGUUCUCUCCACAGCACUUGACAAACAAUAUUAGAUGAUCUGGGAUUAGAAGGAAAUUACUAUAUGUAAUUCUGAUAAGUGGUAGGUGCAUGCAGGUUUUACUGUAUUUUUCAUUAUGGAAUAUAUUAAAAUUGAUUGAUUGAUUGUUUUUUUUUUAAACGCACUUUCAGCAUCAAGCCAACUCAAGAAGCAUGAUUGCUAACCAUACUCUUCAGUUGAUUGAUAUAAGCAUGAUGGUUUUAUUCAUUGGUGUGUGUUUUUUUUUUUUUUUGUCAUUGUGUUUUUAAGUUUACAUCUAUUUGUACUAUAUGG
Messenger RNA from Toxotes jaculatrix (banded archerfish), 2454 nucleotides. RefSeq lists its product as uncharacterized. The transcript has 7 exons. NCBI's taxonomy places the organism in Eukaryota, Metazoa, Chordata, Actinopteri, Toxotidae. The coding region runs from base 138 to 1124 and encodes 328 amino acids. The record is from RefSeq and is a predicted model, not a curated record.